Molecule: messenger RNA, 552 nt
Organism: Racocetra fulgida
Lineage: Eukaryota; Fungi; Glomeromycota; Glomeromycetes; Diversisporales; Gigasporaceae
Source: the annotation of a GenBank genome assembly
AUGAACCCUUCCUCAAAAAAGAAACAAAGUAGUCAAAAAUUAACGAAUGCCCAAGAUGAUGACCAAGAGGAUAACCAAGAGGAGGAGGAUGACCAAGAGAAUGACCAAGAGGAUGACCAAUUACAAAGAACUGUGCAGUCAAUUAUGAAAAUUAUUAGUGAUGAGGAGGUCGAAUACUGUUUGGAGAAAGAUAAGAAUGGCCACAAAAAAGCAUUGAGUAUGAAUUAUGCAUAUGAUUUAGAAGAGCCGUCUAGUAUUGAAUUAGUGGAAUUCAUUAGUGAUGAAAUAUGUCGACAAACGCUCUAUUUUCAUUUGAAAUCUACUGACCAGCCAUCAUUGAAUAAAGAUCCUGAAAUACUUGCGAAACUUCGUACUUUUGUAUGUCAAGCUGUUAAAGCUGUUCUUAUUGCUAAGAAAAAUAGUCAAGAUACAUCAAGUGCAAUUAAAAAGUGCGAUGAAGUUACCCUUGAUUUAAAAAUACCAACGAAGCUUGGAGCUCUGCUUGAUUACUUAAUCAAAAAUUUUUUAAUGAAAGGUGUUUUUGUUUUUUGA